Messenger RNA from Mobula hypostoma (lesser devil ray), 975 nucleotides. RefSeq names its product armadillo repeat-containing protein 10-like. The record is from RefSeq and is a predicted model, not a curated record. The transcript has a single exon. Bases 1 to 975 code for a protein of 324 amino acids. Gene Ontology annotation, cellular component: nucleus. Lineage: Eukaryota; Metazoa; Chordata; Chondrichthyes; Myliobatiformes; Myliobatidae.
AUGGGGGCAUUCCUCAGUGAAGCAGGUAGGAAGAAGUUGAUAGGGAUUUUAACUGGUGCAGGGGCUGUGUACUUACUGUACAGAGCCAUUUGCUCAGGGUUUGCCACCCCGGAGGAGGACGGUGAAGACUUGCUCAUUGAUAGAUGUGGCAAUAGUAUCCUGGACAGUAUUGGAGUUCUGGGUGAUCGCACCAUCUGCUCAAACUCUGUCAAGAUGAACUUGCAGGAUCUGAAGACCGUUCUGACGAUUCUCCAUGAAAGUAAGGAUCCUAUUAUUCGAGGGACCAUCCUUACUGGUAUUUAUCGCAUUCCCGGCUUUUUUAGCAACCAGGAGCUCUUCCGCUCUGAAGGCGGCAUUGACAUCAUCGCGGAAUCGCUGGACGAUCCACUCAACUACAUCAAGACCAGCGCCGUGAUCGCUCUUAACUUCCUCAGUAACGAUCCGGUGAACCGUGAGCUGCUGGCGAAGUACAUCCCGCAGGUGGUGAAGCUGACCACUUCGACACUGCAAGAGUUCGAGCAGCUCCCCUGCCUGCGGUUCCUCACCAAGCUGUCUCAAAACCAUCAGACCCACGUCGCGCUGAGACACGUCAUCCCCGACUUCUUCCACCUGCUGGAGAGCGGCUCCUCCAUUAUCAAGUUCCAAGUGCUCCAAAUCCUCAUCAACUUCUCCACCAACUUGGAACUGACCUUUGACAUGCUCAACGUCCAGGUUCCAGAAUCCUUCCUUUUCCUCUUUAACUACUUUCAGCGACAGGACAUUCUGAAUGACCUCCUCUUGCUAAUAGGCAACUUGAACGAGAUCCAGAAGAGUCUCCCCUACAGGUCAAGAAAGCAUGAAUACUGCGACAAUUCCAUCUUUGUGCUAUUGUUUGGUCCCAGCUCACAGCUUUCUAGCAGGCUUAUCUAUUUAAUGGCUUUUCCAGAUGACAGGAUUAAGCUGCAGGCUGCCAGGAUAGUCACAAACUUAGGCUGA